Cinclus cinclus is the source of this 1095-nucleotide messenger RNA. Its product is annotated as photoreceptor outer segment membrane glycoprotein 2. The transcript is spliced from 3 exons. Gene Ontology annotation, biological process: visual perception. The coding region runs from base 1 to 1095 and encodes 364 amino acids. The record is from RefSeq and is a predicted model, not a curated record. Lineage: Eukaryota; Metazoa; Chordata; Aves; Passeriformes; Cinclidae. Gene Ontology annotation, cellular component: membrane.
AUGGCUGUCCUCAAAGUCAAAUUCACCAAAACCAAGAGGGACAAAUUAGCCCAGAUCUUAUGGAUCCUCAACUGGGUUUCUGUAGUGAGUGGGAUCAUUCUCUUCAGUCUAGGCCUCUUUCUGAAAAUAGAGAUCAAGAAGCGCAGUGAAGUGAUGGCAAAAGGGGACAUUAACUCUGUCCCCAACAUGCUGAUCACUGUAGGGGUCAUAGCAUGUAUCAUCAACUUCCUGGGUGGCAAAAUCUGCUAUGACUGCUCAGAUGCAAACAAGUUCUCUCGAUGGAAGCUAGUAAUGCUGCCAUACAUCGUAUGUACCUUCUGUUUUACCUUCUGCAUCCUGGUGGGUGCUCUCAUGUGCUACACCAUGAGGAACGAGCUGGAAGAGUCUCUCUACCUGGGACUGAGGGAUGCCAUUAAGUUCUAUAAAGACACAGACAUACCUGGGAGAUGUUUCUUAAAGAAAACAGUGGAUUUGUUACAAAUUGGAUUCCGUUGCUGUGGAAACAAUGGCUUUAGAGACUGGUUUGAAAUUCAGUGGGUAUCUCCUCGUUAUCUGAAUAUGGCUUCCAAAGAGGUUCUGGACCGCCUGAAGAGCAAUGUUGAUGGGAAGUUCUUGGUGGAUGGAGUCCCCUUCAGCUGCUGCAAUCCCAGCUCCCCACGGCCCUGCAUCCAGUACCAGCUGACAAACAACAGUGCUCACUACAACUAUGAUUUCCUGACAGAGGAGCUCAAUAUCUGGAUGAAGGGGUGCAGAGAGGCCCUACUGGAUUACUACACUGGUAUCAUGAGAUCCAUUGGCAUUGCAGCACUGCUCAUUUGGUUGUUUGAGCUCUCUGUACUGAUUGGUGUCCGGUACCUACAAACAGCCAUGAAGAAUGUCCUCCUGCUAGGAGAUCUGGAGGGUGAAUCGGAUGGUUGGUUACUAGAAAAUAGUUUUGUGGAAACUGCCAAAUACAACAUCAGUAUCAUUAAGAACCUUGGCAAAGCCAACCAGAUCUCCACUGUGUCAGGCAUGAAUGACCCGAACAUUAAUGUUCAAAACACAGACUGUGACAAAACUAAUAUUACAACAAAAUCCAUCCCUGCAGCUAGGUAG